Diatraea saccharalis (sugarcane borer) is the source of this 405-nucleotide messenger RNA. Lineage: Eukaryota; Metazoa; Arthropoda; Insecta; Lepidoptera; Crambidae. The record is from the annotation of a GenBank genome assembly.
AUGGCACAUCUAAGCAUCUUAUUGAUCUGUCUUCAAGUAGCUUUAUUGAAAGAAGCACUGGCUUUGCCUUUAGUCGGCAGCACUCUCAACUUGCCAAACGCAAUCACUACAAAUACGGUGCCUGGCAAUGUCCUCUCUGGUACUGCCACUCAAAUUGUGGCACCCGAGUACAUCAAUAACUGGCCUGCCAGUGCUCAACCAGUGCCACUGGUGACAGAAAUUUUGCCAAACUUACAGUUCGGCGAGGUCAAUGUUGACGGUGAAAUACCAGUCGGUGGCAUGAUCAAGGUCAGUGGCAGUUUCCCUGUCUUCGGCAGUGUUAGCUUGGAUGGCACCGUGCCGUCUUUUGGCACGGCUUAUGUUGAUACUGGCAAUGUUUUUAAAUCAGAUUGCGCUUGUGUUUAA